GCGUUAUGCACAUUUCCCCUCCACGAUCAAGAAGAUUUGAGAAGAUUGCCACGGUCACACUCACGGACUCACGACACUCACGUUCUCAUUCUCAUUUUUUCGCGGCUCAUCGGCAUCGCAUGGUCUUGUGCUUCAUCUCGAUUUUACUACAGAUCUACAAAAUAGUUAUGGCGGAGAAUAAGGAGCGCACCUUUAUUAUGGUUAAACCAGACGGCGUACAACGUGGUCUAGUCGGCAAAAUUAUUCAACGAUUCGAAGAAAAGGGUUUUAAACUCGUAGCUACGAAGAUGUUGUGGCCUUCUGAAGAUCUCUUGAAGAAACACUAUGCUGAUCUGGCAUCGAGACCCUUUUUCCCAGGUUUAGUCAAAUACAUGAGUUCAGGACCAGUGGUGCCGAUGGUCUGGGAAGGCUUAAAUGUCGUAAAAACUGGUCGCGUGAUGCUGGGCGAGACAAAUCCCAAAGAUUCUGCGCCUGGCACAAUUCGUGGCGAUUUUUGCAUACAAGUUGGACGCAAUAUUAUCCAUGGCUCUGAUUCAGUCGAGUCAGCCAAAAAGGAAAUUGAUCUAUGGUUUGGCGAAAAGGAAGUGAUCGACUGGACGUAUGCAUCUGAAAAAUGGAUCUACGAAUAAAAACUUAACGAAAACUAAUUUUUUAAGAAGUUUCUCCAGUAUUUCCUUGGAGUCUUCCCAAACUGACUGCCAGUACACAAAUGGACCGAAUCGUUUAAGCGAAAAUAACUAUAAAAAAACAUGUCCUGACAUUUGUAAGAAAUAAAUAAACAGUUGCUAAACUUUAUUUAAAA
This is a messenger RNA of Monomorium pharaonis (pharaoh ant), 802 nucleotides long. It is a transcript of the gene awd, whose product is annotated as nucleoside diphosphate kinase-like. The coding region runs from base 6 to 629 and encodes 207 amino acids. The transcript is spliced from 3 exons. Gene Ontology annotation, biological process: CTP biosynthetic process; UTP biosynthetic process; GTP biosynthetic process. Lineage: Eukaryota; Metazoa; Arthropoda; Insecta; Hymenoptera; Formicidae. The record is from RefSeq and is a predicted model, not a curated record. Gene Ontology annotation, molecular function: nucleoside diphosphate kinase activity.